Molecule: messenger RNA, 1365 nt
Organism: Caenorhabditis remanei
Lineage: Eukaryota; Metazoa; Nematoda; Chromadorea; Rhabditida; Rhabditidae
Exons: 6
Coding region: 1-1365 (454 amino acids)
Biological process (GO): intracellular protein localization
Cellular component (GO): endomembrane system
Source: RefSeq, a predicted model, not a curated record
AUGACGUCACUUGCAAUUCCGGUUACAGAAUCGAUGAUUUUGUUCGACGUUCAACUGCAGGAAUGGGUUACGAAAUCAGCAAAAAACCAUGAGUUUGUCCAAUCUGAUAAAGGCAUCCCAGCAUCAGCCUACUUUUUACUUGGAUCAUUCUGUUCCGAUAAUGAUAUUCACGUGGCAUAUGCUUCAAAAUGUCCAGUACAUUCAAGUGCAUUAGAAGUGAAUGCCCCUGAAAAAGCAAAAAUGCUUGAAGAAGACUGGAUGGCAGACCACGCGGAACGUCUCUUACGUAUGCUUCCCGGUGGUAUUCAUGUCGUCGGAGUUGCCUGGUUCUCUGAUAAGAAAACAUUCACGGAGAGGAAACCACAUAUUCACAAAACAUUAGGACGCAUCCAAAAGAUGAAUAACCAGAUCACGACUGCCAACAUUGAUGAAUCCAUCUCAGAUAACAUGAUCACCGUGUUUUUCGAAACUCCCUCAACAACCCCAAUUGGAGCAAUCAUUGAUGUUACUAAUCGAGGAAACGACAGUGCUCAAAAGGUUCAAUUCCAAAAGCUCGAGUGGAUUUCUCUGGUGACGAAUGCAUCUGCUCGCGUUGUUCAUAAUGUGCCAGUCGAAUCAGGAAAGCCAACAGAUUUCUAUUCUGAUCUGAUGGUCGCUACGAAAAACUUUGUGAAUAAUAUAUUUCAUUGUGAAUUCACCCUGCUCGAUGGAGAGAUCCGAGAUGAAAAGGAGCCGUUGAUCAAAGAUAUCAAAAAGAACAAAAAGACAACAAUUGAAGCAACACUGUUUUUGAAUCCACUGCAUAAUCGAGAGCCGGGAGCAACCGACGAAUUAGCAUCAAACAUGCAUGAAAUACUGUUUGAUAUCGAAGUCCGAGCCGCCGUUCCUAUCAGAACCUCUGUGAAAGACGCGAUUCGUGCAAUCAAACAUCAUUUGGUUCGCAAUCUAUUUGCUAGAGUUGAGCUUCACUACGAAUCAAUGGAAGUUGUCGAGGAAGAAAGAUCGCCUAAAACCGGAAUCACUGUUCAUCAAUUGCCUAGACCAGCUACUACAGUUCUCUACACACAUCCAGCUAUUCUCAUCAACGACUUCCUUUUUGAAGCGGACAAUGUUGAAGAUGCACAGAAGAAUUUCGACGACAUGAUGGAUUUACAGACCAGCAUAGAACAUGUUGACGAAGGUUGGGAGCGCGCUUUGACCCCAGAAGAAAUGGAAGCAGUCCGAACACCAAUCGAAGAUCUUCAUUUCGUUGAUUAUGAUGGCUCGAGCGACUCUUGGUGUACUACGAGGACUCUCCUUAUUACUAUCGGGAUUAUUAUCGGACUCCUUGCAUCAAUCAUUUACUUUACUGUUGCCCAUUCUUGA